AUGUUCAAGAAUAUAACUGAUAGCCCAAAUUAUUCAAUUUAUUUUAAUAUUACUCACAGAAAUCUCUCCGAAACCAAGGAAUCUCAAGAAGGGAGUGGAGAAGUAGAAGUUACAGUCACUGAAACAGGUGAUCGGAAUAAGAAAUAUUUUACUGAUAGUUCACCAGUAUGUGUUGACCCUUCCUUACCAGGGCCAUCUAAUGCAGGUGCAAGUGUUUCUACUGAGACCCAGCAUGGAAAAAUGCCAACAUUUUCAGGACUGCAAGAAGCAGAACUGUAUUUUUUGAAAAAAGAAAAUGAAACACUUAAAAGACAACUGCAGAAUCUCUCAAACAGGUUUUCUUUUGAAGUUAUAAAGGAUGAUAACAAACUUGUGAAUAUGUACACUGGAUUGCCUACAGUGUAUAUAUUUGAUUGUCUGUAUGAUUUGUUCGAAAAUUUGACACUGAAUUAUACCCAAGGGUGGACAGUAAGCAUCAUACCUAAAAAAGAUCAGCUACUAUUAACUUUAAUGAAACUGAGAUUAAACUUACUCCACAAUGAUUUGGCCUGUAGGUUUAAUUGCAGCAAAGCAACUGUUUCAAAUAUUAUAUCAACAUGGGUUCAUGCUCUUCAUGAAAUUAUAUUUCUACAACUAAUGGGAAGUAUACCUUCCAGAAUCAAGAACAAGCAGUGUAUGCCAGCUUGUUUUAGUACAUUUACUAAUUGUCGGAUUGUACUAGACUGUACCGAAGUCAAGUGCAUAAAGCCGUCUUCCUUAGAGAAGCAAAAGUCCACAUACAGUUCUUAUAAACACCAGAACACUGUAAAGGGUUUAAUUGGUGUUGCUCCAAAUGGUGUGAUAACCUUUGUAAGUGACUUAUAUGCAGGAUCGACGUCAGAUAAAAAGAUCGUAGAAGAUUGUACAAUUUAAAAAAAAAUGGUGGCUGGUGAUCUUAUUUUAGCUGAUAAGGGCUUUUUAAUAGUCGAUAUUUUGCCAGAAGGAGUCAGCCUAAACAUACCACCAUUUUUAACAAAUGCGCAAUUUACCCCAGAACAAAUCAUACAGACAAGGACUAUAGCCAGAGCCAGAAUCCAUGUUGAAAGGGCCAUACAGCGGAUUAAGUGUUUUUCCAUAUUAGACUCAAUUCCUCAGACCUUAAUGCCAUAUUCAUCAGAAAUAUUUCAAGUUUGUGCUGCACUCACUAAUUUGCAAUUUCCAUUAAUUGCCCAAGUAGGAGAAUUAUAUAAAAUUGAUUAAAAAAAAUUUAUUGAUUGACAUUUCGCAAUUUUUUUACAUAUUGUCAUGGGCUCCUAAUAAAUAUUUAUUUCUAUUAUUGUUGCCUUUUUUUAAUAAAUUUCAAUAUAUUCUUUUGAUUUUAUAUGGUAAAAACUACGAAGUACCCACUUUUCAUUUAAGUGAACUUCGAUUUACGAUCAGUGUAGGAAAUCCCAUACCUUUAGCAUUGUUUUCAUCGAACAAUUUGACAAUAGACCAGCUGUAAGCAUAUCACAGAAAUGUCAACUUGAUGAAACAUGUACA
Molecule: messenger RNA, 1521 nt
Organism: Coccinella septempunctata (seven-spotted ladybird)
Lineage: Eukaryota; Metazoa; Arthropoda; Insecta; Coleoptera; Coccinellidae
Exons: 1
Coding region: 1-912 (303 amino acids)
Source: RefSeq, a predicted model, not a curated record